This is a messenger RNA of Lactuca virosa, 1531 nucleotides long. The record is from the annotation of a GenBank genome assembly. NCBI's taxonomy places the organism in Eukaryota, Viridiplantae, Streptophyta, Magnoliopsida, Asterales, Asteraceae.
AAACCUACGUUUGAAUCCAAAACCCUUGUUUUACAUCUUCAGGACUCUACUUAAUUAAUUCGAACCAGUACCGUGUUUCAAUCCUUACAUGGCGUCCAAGAAGAAGGAAUCAGAAGGCAUCGCCCUUCUCUCUAUGUACGGAGACGAAGACGACGAUAUGGAUGAAGAUUUAGAUAACGACGACAACACCAACGAUGACAACGCCGUUUCGACGAACAAGGAACAGAACGAAGUCGGCGCGAACGAAACUGUUCAUAUGGAAGAAGAUGAUGCUGCGGCCCUUAAUAAUAGUAGUAUUAUGGGUUACAUUAAUGCGAGUAGCAUCGGUUCGGUUGUUAAUUUCGAUUCUGCUAAUGAUGAUACCAUACCUGAUUCUAUUGAUAAUUCUUCUCUCAACACACCGCCGCCUCCUCAAGCUCAGCAAGCGAUUUCUGCGGAGCCGAUUAGAGGCAGGGAGGGGACUCUAACGAUUGUUGACUACGGGCAUGAUGAGGCGGCGUUGUCGCCUGAAGCUGAGGAUGGGGAAAUAGUAGCAACUGGUCGAGUAAUGUUUGGUGCAGAGCUUCAAAGUGCAAAUGGAGCAGGAACACCACCAGAGCUAUUAACACCACCAGGAACAACAGUAGAAGCAACUCCUCAAUUGUCAGAAUCACAUUCACAAUCAGAAAAGGGAAACGAAUCAGAGUCUGAAGAAGCUGUUAAUAAUAUUACUGAAGAUAAGGAGAUAGAUCCCUUGGACAAGUUUCUCCCUCCACCACCAACCACAAUGUGCCCUGAUGAAUUGCAAGAAAAGAUCAUUAAGUUUCUGUUGCUAAAGAAGAAAACGAAUAGAAGCUUCAAUUCAGAAGUGCGAAACAGGAAAGAAUAUCGCAACCCGGACUUCCUGACACACGCUGUCACUUAUCAGAACAUCGAUGAGAUAGGAUCUUGCUUCAGCAUUGACGUUUUUAAUCCCCAUGGUUAUCACAAAACUGACUUUUAUGAUGAAAUAGAGGCUGAUUUGAAGCGGGAAGCAGAGAGAAAAGAACAAGAGAAAAAGAAAAAUCACAAGAUUGAUUUUCUCUCUGCUGGCACUGCCACACAAUCUGCACUACCUAUUCCAACACCAAAAACCCUGCCCAUUCCAGCAGCUGUGGGUGGUGGUGGUGGAACAAAUCCGGUUUCAGCUGGUGCUAUUGAUACGGGGCGACUAAAUAAGAAAUCCAAGUGGGAUAAGGUGGAUGGGGACAGAAGGCAGGACUUCUCACAUGCAGCACUCCUCUCUGGCUCUGGCUCUGCUGCUACUGCUAAUAAUGCUGGGAGUGGUUACACAGCCUUCGCGCAACAAAGACGAAGAGAGGCGGAGGAAAGAAGGUCAAUCGAUAGGAAAUUGGAUAGAAGGUCAUGAACAAGUCGUAUCUUGUAAAUUUCGGAUAAUAUUUUUUACACAUGUUUUUGUGUUUUUGUUGCUACCUUUUUAACUACAACUUUACAUUUUAAAAACCAAUUUCAUUAAAAACUGAAAUUAUCAAUAUGUACACAUUCAGAAAGA